UGUAAGUGAUGAGUGCAGAGGGCAAAAGAAGUGGGACUGUGAAAGUCCCCAACAUUCUAUUUUCCGGCACCAAGAGGUUAAAGAUUUCCUCAAACUUUCGUUUCUGUUGAUCUGAGAUUUUCACCAUGCUACCUGCUGUAAAGAUUCUGGUUUUGGUCGUAAUUAGCAAUAUUUGUCUUGCACCGUUCAUAAAUGGCCGAAUGUUUAGGAGAUACCAAUAUGGAAGUAGAUCGAUGUUUGGUAACCAACGGGGAUAUUUUUGGAAACCAUCUUACACAGGACAGUAUUAUCUACAAUUUCUUGACAGGAAAUUCACCACUGAUGAUGAGUAUCUUGAAGAAGGAAGCGGAAGUGGUAGUGGGGACGGCAAAAGUGACAUGGAGGACUUAACCGGUCUGAUAAUUACACCAAAAAUAAAACCAAUUGAAACUACUUUUGACAAGAUUGCAGGUGUGUCAGACCCUGUUCCCCAAUCCCAAUCCACGAUCCCGCCUUCAAAGGAAACCAAGAAAAUCUCCACAACGUCUAAAAUCCCUGACACCGACCGAUCUUCAAACAGUGAGAAAACCCAACCUGCAGAAGUUGUUACAGAAUCAAAUCCGAGCAAGCCAUUUCCGAAGAAUAGAAAAACUCAGGUAGAUUCGUCAUUAGGAGCACCUGCAAAAGAAGAAGGGGAAGGCGGAUUGAGUCAACAAGCUAUUUACAUCAUCGUUGGUUCGACGGCAGGCGGUGUGGUCCUUGUCUUGUUGAUUGCGAUGGUAGUUGUUCGUUUAAGUCGUAGAAAUGUCCAAGAUGGGUACAGACACAACUUGAUGUAAGAGGGACAUCUGUUUUUUGAUGUAAUACGGAAUGGCAUGUACGAUGAUAUGCGGUUCUGGGAAACCAUGAACCAAAAUUAUUUUGUAAUAUGUUUUAGUUGUUAUUUUCAAUUAUCCAAUUGAAAUCAUCAUUAUCUUUAUUUCAUGAAGAAUCAUUAAAUUUGAACUAAACAUAAGUAGCUACGAGUACAAACUAUCAUUAUAAAUAUAUAUAUUUUUGUAAACAUCUUGUUCUUCUUUAUCAUAAUGACACUUAAUUCAUCAUUUCUACCUAAUUGUAUGGUUAUAUUAUUAGACACAUGUCGAAUGCGAUACUCUUUUUAAAGAAAAUAAAAGGACUUAUUUUUUGAAAUUUACAUUUAAAUGCGACCUCUCAGAUUUUCAUGAUUUGUGAAUGCAUUGUUUGGAUAAGUUUUGAGAUAUAUCUUAAUUUCAGAUAAUGAUACAUUUGUACAUAAAGAUACAUCCAGUAUAUUUUCCCAUUUCUUAAAGAAUUCAAAUAUACUCGUAUAUGCUAUGUUUGUUUUCCCAAUGUUUUAUUUGAGACGCACAAAUACUCUCAGAGCCAAAUGGUUCUAUUGAAUCACUCAUUUUAUUAUCAAUAAAAUGCAACUUACCAUUUUGUA
Molecule: messenger RNA, 1444 nt
Organism: Saccostrea echinata
Lineage: Eukaryota; Metazoa; Mollusca; Bivalvia; Ostreida; Ostreidae
Exons: 4
Coding region: 126-818 (230 amino acids)
Source: RefSeq, a predicted model, not a curated record